AUGCUCAACUGGUACCUCGCAGCUGCGGAGCAUCAGUUGGGCCACUACGCGCUCUCUGCAAACCACGCAUCGCAGGCAAUUGGAAAUCUUCUGCGGACGAUGGCCAGCGUCAGCGAAGUGGUCGCCAGCUUUCAUCAGCACAUGCACGAUACUGACGUGGCCGCUGCUCGUCAACUGCCCAAGCGUCUACUCGCCGCUCUGCCCGCACUGGAAGGCGAGGAGCCGACGCUGCAGUCGAUCGAAGCCCAGAUGGUUGUGCUGUUCAAUGCCGCUGUCAUCUCCGCCAGUGCGGGAGAAGUGACAGAAGCCGAAGCUGCCAUCGUGACCCUCCUGAAGAAGGCAGUCGUGCUCCAUCUCAUGACCGGCACUGCAGCUAUCAACCGAGAGAGCUCACCAAGGGCAGCGAAGCGACGUAGAACGGAGCCAACUAAGGAGGAAAGCGAGACCAAGCGCGGCUCAACGAUCGAGGUCGUCGAGCAGAUCGCUAAAGAGGUCGUCAACAGAACCGGCCCUAGAGGAAUGCCGCACGACCGAGCACAAAAGGAAGAGGAGGCAUGGGACGAGUACCGACAAGCGCGGGAGAUGAUCGACCGCAUUGGAGAGGUGUGCGUCAAAGCCGUUCACCUCUUGGCCGUGAUCGACCUCUCCUCCUCGAACGUCGAAAACUGGAAGCGAGCCAAGCGAAUCCUGCGCAUCAUUGCCGACGCGUCCGCCAACAACGACAUCUGUCAAUGGCCGGCUGUCGAUGACAUCGGUUCAAGUCGAGUGGCUCUUCCCUGCCUUCGAUGUCACUUUCCUCGCUUCACCGUGGCCGAUGACGACGGACCAGAUUGCGGGCUGCACAUCACCCACUACCUCCUCGGUGUAGCGUACUACCUGCAAGGCAAGCUCAACAAGGCUGUGAAAGCACUGGAAGGCGCGACCCGCGGCGAUUUCUACGAGGCACACUACCUACUGGGUACCCAGCUGUGUUCUGCGUUCGGCUUGUUACUCGAGCCGAUCACUCAGUCCGAAGACAACUUGCUCGCGCCCGACUGUUUGAACUUGGUUGCUGUUGCCCACGCCAUGCAGGCAAAAGCCCACGGCGAGGGUGUCGGGAGCGAUGAGGUUCGACCGCCACACGUUGUUCCCUUGUCGAGCCAGGCCGACCUUGGCAGUGCGCAAGCUGCCAUUGUAGAUGCGCACGACGUUUCGAGGCUGGCGAUCGAAUACGUCUCUGCGAAGUCUGCCCUCGCGCAACGCGACUACAAAACUGCCCUCGCGCACUAUCGCGCCAUCGCCAACACCCUGAAGAGGCCGGGCAGUGUGGACGUACCCGAUAGCCUGCCUGUGGAUGGGCCGGUCGUGUGGCACGAGUACCUGGAGUGCUUGCUUGCCACUGGAGCUCACACCAAGGACGUUUCGGCCCUGUUCUCUGUGUCCCAAGCUCUGUUCCGGCUCGGCAAGUUUGAAGAGGCUUUGUCGGUCCUCGAGCGCAUCGGCUCUGCGAUGGCGGCGGCGAAAUCAGGGAAGAUCACGGCCGCACCACACGCCGAGCUGAGAGUGCGUCUGAAUAACAACAAGGCGAUGGUGAUGGCCCGCCUCGGUAGGCAUGAGGACGCGCUGAACCAGCUGCAGGCCGUUCAAAACCUGGCCACCGCCAAAGACCAAAAGUUGGAGGUGGCGUUCAACAUCGCCGUGCUGUUGACGCACAUGAAGCGAGAGGAGGACGCCGCCCGGGCGUGGCUACCCGCCAGAGGGCAGCCGCUUGACCAGCUUCCCAGCUACUAUCAGCGCUGGGUCGCCAACGUACGGACCGACAGCAGCGCCGGGUACGCUUCGCCCACGAACCGAAGGCCUUCGGACAAGACAGCCCGCGAUUUUAACUCUUCUGCCAUGGCCGCGGCCACCAGGUGGCCGGCGGAGACCAGCUACCGCGAGAUGGACCGAGCGCUCGGGGAGGUGUGGCGCAAGUGCCGCGAGCAGCAGAGGGUCCUGGAGGAGAUCGAGAGUGUGGGCAGCCUCGCCAUCGACUGCUUUGAUACCUGA
This is a messenger RNA of Acanthamoeba castellanii str. Neff, 2028 nucleotides long. Its product is annotated as tetratricopeptide repeat domain containing protein. The transcript is spliced from 10 exons. The record is from RefSeq and is a predicted model, not a curated record. Lineage: Eukaryota; Discosea; Longamoebia; Acanthamoebidae. Gene Ontology annotation, molecular function: protein binding. Bases 1 to 2028 code for a protein of 675 amino acids.